Arachis duranensis is the source of this 1692-nucleotide messenger RNA. RefSeq names its product hydroxymethylglutaryl-CoA lyase, mitochondrial. Gene Ontology annotation, molecular function: hydroxymethylglutaryl-CoA lyase activity. Bases 199 to 1461 code for a protein of 420 amino acids. The transcript is spliced from 9 exons. The record is from RefSeq and is a predicted model, not a curated record. Gene Ontology annotation, biological process: L-leucine catabolic process; ketone body biosynthetic process. NCBI's taxonomy places the organism in Eukaryota, Viridiplantae, Streptophyta, Magnoliopsida, Fabales, Fabaceae.
ACUCUACUCUGAAGCAAAGUUAAAUCCCCAAACUAAAACCUUAGGUUCUCCCUGCAACAUUUCUGCCGCAGUGCUGCUGCCGUCCGUGCUCCGUGGCUUCUCUGUUUUGUUGGCUUGGAGCAGCUCGCCGUGUCGUCGCUCGCUGUCGUCUCCCCGGUCGCCGUCCGUGUCUCCGUCGAAGGUUUUGUUGCUCACUCAAUGAUUACAAUCAAGGGUAUGCAAAGGGGGCGAUUCUUGAAUCCUGUACCCCAACUUGUUACUGGAUUAUCAAGCUCUGCUGCUGCAAGCUCUUGUGAUGCCAUGGAUACAGCUAAUCAACUGCAAUCUCUUCAUUCUCGUUAUCCUGAAUACACAAGGGACAGUACAAAGGCCACAGAACAUAGGAGUGCAUUCAACAAAUACAAUAUAAGGGGCCUAUCUCAAUGCCUGAAUUGGCCUAAAAGGUUUAAUGAUAAUUCUCAUGCUGCCAGCUACUUGGUAAACCAUCAUUUUACAUCUGAUCGAAAUACAGAUGCAAAGGAUUUCUCAAGUAAGCUUCUUAAAGGUAUUCCAGACUUUGUAAAGAUAGUGGAGGUUGGUCCAAGGGAUGGAUUGCAGAAUGAGAAGUCUAUCGUUCCAACUGAUGUAAAAGUUGAGUUGAUAAAGCUGCUGGUUUCUUCUGGGUUGUCUGUCAUCGAAGCAACAAGUUUUGUAUCACCAAAAUGGGUUCCACAGUUGGCAGAUGCAAAGGAUGUAUUGGAAGGCAUUCAAGAUGUGGAAGGUGUUAGCUUUCCUGUAUUAACUCCAAACCUUAAAGGCUUUGAGGCAGCUGUUGCUGCUGGGGCUAAGGAAGUGGCUGUUUUUCCUGCAGCUUCUGAAUCAUUCUCUAAAGCAAAUCUCAACUCUGGCAUUGAGGAUAAUCUUGCUCGUUGCCGAGACAUUGCUUCAGCUUCUCGAAGCUACUCAAUCCCUGUUCGUGGAUAUAUAUCAUGUGUUGUGGGAUGUCCUUUUGAAGGACAUGUUGCUCCAGCCAAAGUAGCAUAUGUGGCAAAGGCACUUAAUGAGAUGGGUUGCUCAGAGAUUUCACUAGGUGAUACGAUUGGUGUUGGUACACCUGGCACUGUCGUUCCAAUGCUGGAAGCUGUUCUUGAUGUUGUUCCAGUUGACAAGCUUGCUGUCCACUUUCAUGAUACUUAUGGUCAGGCGCUUUCAAAUACUCUAAUUUCACUUCAGAUGGGGAUCAGUGUAGUGGAUUCAUCUGUUUCCGGCCUUGGGGGUUGUCCGUAUGCAAAGGGUGCAACUGGAAAUGUUGCCACUGAGGAUGUUGUUUACAUGCUGGAUGGAAUUGGAGUGAAAACCAACGUGGACCUCGGAAAGCUCAUGCAGGCCGGAGAUUUCAUCUGCAAUCAUUUAGGACGCGCAUCGAAUUCAAGAGCCGCAACGGCGUUGAGUAAAGUUAAAGCUCAUGCUUCCAAACUUUGACUAUGUUAAAGCUACACAAUGCAAUCCACAUGAUACAUAGGUUAAUGAAUUUAUCCACCGCAUAACUUCUGUUCAUGUGCUUUUAUGACCAUAGAGAAUGAGAAAGAGGAGAGUUGCAUCGCUUUGAUUAUUGAAGCAUCACAUGUUCAGCAUUGUGAUCUUAAAGACAAAUGUUUUAAAUAAUGAAAUGAUUAAAGACAUUAAUGAUUUUCAUGCUGUGAUUACCUUGUA